Nerophis lumbriciformis (worm pipefish) is the source of this 870-nucleotide messenger RNA. NCBI's taxonomy places the organism in Eukaryota, Metazoa, Chordata, Actinopteri, Syngnathiformes, Syngnathidae. The record is from RefSeq and is a predicted model, not a curated record.
AUGGCUGAUUUGAACAGUAAAACGUCGUCUCCUGGUGAUAACGUCACACCCUGCGACGGAGACAACGUGGAAGAUGAAGUCAACAAACAAGACUUUUUAAGCCUUGCGGAAGAUAAAAAUGGAGGAGAGCAAAGUUUGGUGUCUGCUUUUAAGCAAAUUAAGCUGGAGAAAGAAGCGCAGAAGAAUUGGGACUUGUUCUACAAAAGGAAUACUACCAAUUUUUUCAAGGAUAGACACUGGACUAGCAGGGAGUUCGAGGAGCUCAAGACGUGUAGACAGUGUGAGUCGCAGAGGUUGGUACUGCUUGAGGCUGGAUGCGGCGUCGGGAAUUGCAUCUUCCCCCUCCUGGAGGACGAGCGCGACAUCUUUGUCUACGCCUGCGACUUCUCACCCAGAGCUGUCGACUUUGUCAAAAAAAAUCCCCUUUGUUCUCCCGAGCGCUGCGCCGUCUUCCAGUGCGACCUGACCCGCGACGACUUGCGAGACAACAUUCCCGAGGGUAGCGUUGACGUCGCCACACUAAUUUUCGUGCUGUCCGCCAUCCAUCCCGACAAGAUGGCGCUGGCCGUGCGUAAUAUCCACAGGGCGCUGAAAACUGGCGGCGCUGUUCUCUUCCGAGACUACGGCGUUCAUGAUCAUGCGAUGCGGAGGUUCAAAGCUAGCAGCAAAUUGGCAGAAAAUUUCUACGUAAGACAGGACGGGACCAGAUCCUACUUCUUUUCCAAAGACUUUCUGGCGGCGCUAUUCUCUGAGGCGGGCUUCCGCUGCGUCGCCAACGAAUACGUACGGCGGGAGACUGUCAACAAAAAAGAAGGACUUUGCGUUCCCAGAGUUUUCUUGCAAAGCAAGUUUAUCAAACUACAAUCAUAA